Molecule: messenger RNA, 1550 nt
Organism: Symsagittifera roscoffensis
Lineage: Eukaryota; Metazoa; Xenacoelomorpha; Acoela; Convolutidae
Product: presenilin-1-like
Exons: 1
Coding region: 141-1463 (440 amino acids)
Biological process (GO): protein processing
Cellular component (GO): plasma membrane; nucleus
Molecular function (GO): aspartic endopeptidase activity, intramembrane cleaving
Source: RefSeq, a predicted model, not a curated record
UGACGCUUUUGAUCAUUCAGAGGGAUGUUAAAUUGCUCCUUUUUACUGUACUGUUGGCUUUUGUGGUUGGAACAUUCUGUGCCACUUGCACAGCAAUUGGGUAUCUUUUUUUACCUUGAAAUUGAUAAAUUUCUAGUGUUAUGACAUCAGUAAUUGGUGGGUCUUCUACUGGACCCCUGAUUCCACCUUUGGCUCAAGGAGAACCCGAUGCGGACGAAGUUGAUGGUACAGAGGAACGUCGUCAUCGACAAGCAUCAGAAGAUGAAGCACAAGAUGUUAAGUAUGGCGCGAAACACAUCGUGUUGGUGAUUGUGCCAGUUACUGUCUGUAUGAUAAUUGUAUGUUUUUCUAUCACACAACUCGAUUUCUACCAGAAAACAGACUCAUCGAUACAACCCACUUUAUAUUACACUCCACUUCGAGAAAGUAACCAGGGUGGAUGGGGAAACCUUGGGAUCGCUGUUCUGAACUCCUUGAUAUUUGUGAGCAUCGUUCUUGUGAUGACAACAGUCUUGGUUUUACUCUACAAAUAUCGUUGCUAUCGAGUUAUCCAUGGCUGGCUUAUAGUGUCAUCGUUUUUCCUUUUGUUCUAUUUCUCCUUUGUUUAUAUGAUAAGCUUAGCUAAGUGGAUGAAUAUUGCGCUAGAUUUUAUCACUACGUUCUUCUUCCUGCUCAAUUUUGGAGUUCUCGGGAUGCUGGCGAUUCACUGGAAGGGUCCGCUUGUUUUGCAGCAAAUGUAUCUUAUCAUUGUAGGCGCUCUAAUGGCGCUUCUCUUGAUCCGAUAUAUUCCCGACUGGACGACCUGGGUACUUCUAGGAGUCUUGGCUCUCUAUGACUUGGCCGCCGUUUUGUUGCCAGUUGGCCCACUACGAGUCCUAGUGCAACUAGCACAAGAAAGAGACGAGCCAAUAUUCCCGGCAUUGAUAUACUCAUCGGCUAUGGUGACUAUGGCCGAUAGCGAAGGUCGAGUUGCUAAUGAUGAUGCAAAGCUAUCUAAAUUGGACAACAGUUGUACUGAUAGAGCUGAAAGAGGUAGUUUGAGGGCACGCCACAGAGGGAGAUUGAGCGACGACUCAAUGCCAAGCGAAACCGCGCGCGAAGCGGUGGGAAGUCUCGGUGGAAAUAAUGCCACGAGUAAUAACCGGACUUCGCACAACACAACUGAUUCGGAUCUGGAACUGGAAGACGAGGAGCGAGGCGUCAAGCUAGGACUCGGCGAUUUCAUCUUCUACAGCAUACUGAUCGGCAAAGCGGCCUCUAGCGGAGACUAUACUGUAGUUUUUGCAGUGUACAUUGCCAUCAUUUUUGGACUUAUAUCAACGGUUGUGCUUCUCGCAUUCAUGCGUCGCGCUUUGCCUGCGCUGCCCAUUUCGAUAUUUUUCGGUUUAUCGUUCUAUUUCAGUACCAUGUUUAUAGUCAGUCCCUAUGUUGAGCGAUUGUCUUACGAUCAGCUAUUCCUGUAAAUUUUAUAACGAUGUUCUUUUAUAAGCUUCCGUAAAUAAAUUGUAGUUUGAUUGAUAUUCAAAAAUUAAUUAAAAAUUCUAUGUUAA